Hermetia illucens (black soldier fly) is the source of this 1239-nucleotide messenger RNA. RefSeq names its product retinol dehydrogenase 12-like. The record is from RefSeq and is a predicted model, not a curated record. The transcript has 3 exons. NCBI's taxonomy places the organism in Eukaryota, Metazoa, Arthropoda, Insecta, Diptera, Stratiomyidae. Bases 130 to 1101 code for a protein of 323 amino acids.
AGUCAAAUUAUGCUGAGUUGACAAUCAGUGACAACCGGCAAUCUACAUACGUAUCAGUUGGAGAAUCUGUUUCAAGUCAUUCUCGUUCGUUUUGAUAAUUGCAAAUUUCGCGAAUAAUCUAGUAUCAAAAUGUGGUACCGAUUCGGGUUAACAGUUGUUGUGGCAGUGGCGGUUGCAUUUUCUGUUCGGCAAUAUUUUUACGGAAGACGGUGCAAGUGCCGUGCCAGUCUUAAAGGGAGGGUGGUCAUCAUUACAGGUGCCACAUCAGGCAUAGGACUCGCUGUAGCGAAGGAGUUAGCUUCCAGAGGUGCCAAUCUCAUACUAACCGGGCGUAACCUCUGCAAACUAUCUAAGGUCGAAAAACACUUAAAAAAAGAAAUUCCAGAGGGAAAUAUUGAAGCACAGCUCCUGGAUUUGACUAGCUUCAGAAGCAUAUCAACAUUUGUCGAACAAAUUUCCAAAUCCAACCAACCUGUACAUGCUCUGAUUAAUAACGCCGGAGUCUUUUACGCUAACCCAGAAAAUACUGCUGACGGUUUCGAUGUGACUUUUCAGACGAACUAUCUCGGGGUGUUUCUUCUAACGCUCUUAUUGCUUCCAGUGUUAAAGAAAGACAAUGUAGCUAGAAUUGUAAAUCUUUCAUCAGCUGCACAUAAUUUCGUUCACACUUACCCUAAACUAGAAUAUCACAAAGUAUUUGACGACUGUCCGGAAAAUCGCUUCCAAGCAUACGGGUAUAGUAAAUUUUGCCUAGUGUUGUUCUCCGUAAAGCUCUCGAAAUUACUAUACAAUACAAACGUUUCUGUGCACUGUGUGGACCCAGGGAACGUAGAAACGAAUAUCUUCCAUAAUUUCCCACCAUUGGCAGAUCCGUGGCGGUUCUAUUUACAGAAGCCUUUUCGUGUAUUUGUUAUUAAAAGACCGCUAGAAGCAGCACAAAGUGUACUGCAUGCCCUCUUAGCACCGAAACCAGGAUUUUAUAUAAAAGGUUUAGAGCAAACUGAAGAAUAUAAUCCAGAUGUGCAGGAUCUAGUUUAUGCUGAACAAUUAUGGAUCGAAAGUCGAAAGGCAUGCGCGGCCCAUCUAUCUUCAACGAAGUAGCACAGCGAGAAUGGACUUGUUCGAAAAAUGGUCUACGUAAAGAACUAAUCGAUUUCACAUUUAAUUCAAUGACGAAGGCCACGGAAAUAUCGAAAUGUCUUGUGAAUAUCUCAGACGUUAAAAAUCUCGAAGACCGUG